ACACCUCGGUCAUCAGCAGUCAUCUUAACGCUGCAACCGGGGGCGGAAGAAAGGGGCGCGACUUAUGCAAAAGUUAUUGCCGCUGCGAAGGCGAGAAUAAAUGCAGCAGACAUUGGCGCACAAGGAGUCCGACUCCGAAAGGCAGCUACAGGAGGCCGCCUGUUCGAAUUCCCCGGGGCCUCCAGUGCUGAGAAGGCGGACUCCUUGGCUAGAAAGCUCAGAGAGGUCUUGAGUGACGAGGUCGUUCGGGUCUCUAGACCUACGAAGUCUGUUGACCUGCGGAUCACAGGCCUGGACGACUCCGUCACCAGCGCCGAGGUUAUCGCAGCGGUGGCAACGGUAGGAGGAUGUCCCGUCGAGCAAGUGCGUUCUGGCGAAGUUGUCAGUGGCUACGACGGGCUAGGGGCAGUGUUAGUGCACUGUCCCGUUGCAGCUGCCAAGAAGGUAGUAGCAGGAGGAAGGCUCCUCCAGGCCAAUCUGAACCACUGCGCCCGUGCCCAGGACCUCCUGAUACAACACAUGGCGGAGUGGCAGAUUCAAGUGGCGACAGCCGCCGAGCCCUACUUCAUCCCUACUCAAUCAAAUUGGGCUGGUGACGUCGAGGGAUCGGUGGCUGUUGUGGUGCCGGCACAUGGAAUUCCACUGGUUCCACAACGCAGCGGACCAGGGUUUGUAGCGGUCGUGUGGGGGGAGGUGACACUAAUUGGAGUAUACUUCUCCCCAAACAAACCCCUGUCUGCCUUCGAGGCUUAUCUUAGAAGUCUGGAGCCAGUGGUGAGAGGUGCGGCCCCGACCCAGGUAAUCCUGAUGGGGGACCUAAAUGCGAAGUCUGCGGCGUGGGGAUCCCCCAUAACAGAUCUGAGGGGAGUUGAG
Molecule: messenger RNA, 873 nt
Organism: Pararge aegeria (speckled wood butterfly)
Lineage: Eukaryota; Metazoa; Arthropoda; Insecta; Lepidoptera; Nymphalidae
Exons: 2
Molecular function (GO): catalytic activity
Source: RefSeq, a predicted model, not a curated record